Strongylus vulgaris is the source of this 375-nucleotide messenger RNA. NCBI's taxonomy places the organism in Eukaryota, Metazoa, Nematoda, Chromadorea, Rhabditida, Strongylidae. The record is from the annotation of a GenBank genome assembly.
CGAGAGCUGGAUAAGGAAGGUCGAGAAGUAGCUUCCAACAAAGGCUAUAAGUACUUUGGUGCUGCUAAGGACUUACCCGGAGUACGAGAACUGUUCGAAGAGUCAAAGGAAUUGGAGCAAAUGCGGAAGACGCGAGCAGAACUAAUGAAGAAUGUUGAUGCAGAUUACUACGGUUAUCUUGAUGAUGAUGAUGGUCUACUCAUUCCCCUGGAGAAAGAAGAAGAGAAGAGGGCAAUAGAGCAGGCAGAAAAGUACUUUGCUGAACAUGGUGCGGAGCGAUUCCAGAAGGAGUUUGGAGAGGAUGACUUGGAAGAGGAUAUAUACAAAAUUCAUGACGUAGGUGUUAUUCCUUACAUUCUUUUAUUUGAAGAUUAA